This is a messenger RNA of Oldenlandia corymbosa var. corymbosa, 2288 nucleotides long. The record is from the annotation of a GenBank genome assembly. Lineage: Eukaryota; Viridiplantae; Streptophyta; Magnoliopsida; Gentianales; Rubiaceae.
CGAGAAUCUAGGAAGAAGGCCCCACCAGUCCAGAAACCCAUUUUGGUAGUUUUUGUCCAAAAAUGACUGUGAUCCAAAAAAAUCCCUCCUCCCGAUCCCGGCCUCCCCCACGUCCGGACUCCGCCCGAACUGGGCAAUUUCACCGCUUCGCUGUCGCUAUCGAUUGAUUUCACUUUCCCCUCUUCGAAAUUUUAGGGCUUAGGAACUGUCGGAGAAACUGCAAAAAUUACGUACGAAUUUUUAUCCUUUUAUGUAGAUCUGGUGGUUAUCUUAUCUGUUAAUAUUAUCCAAUUAGGUCGGUUGAUUGUUGUAAUUCUGUUAAUCAAGGAUUCCCCCAAAUUCAGGGUUGGUGAAAUUCUUACAAGGCUCUUGCAUGACGAGCGCGUCGGAGCUGUUUCACAAUAGGCGGUCGCGACUUGGUCGGAGCAGCCACCUCGAAUUCGUCGGAAACGGAGGGGAAGAACAGCCAGCGCCGCCGCUUUACUCUCAUUUCAGCCGCCUUCCUCCUCAUCACCGUCGGCACCACCGCCAAUCUUAUCACCAUAGUAAUAAUCAUCAUCAUCAUCCUACCUCACCUUCUUCCUCCAAUACCCGCCGUGAUCUUAAUCGCCUUGACUUUGACGCCUUUGAUCCUGCUCUUCCCCGCCGCUCGCCGCACCACCCUAGACCUCACCGCCCCUCGUUUCAAGAUCUUGAUUCUAGUUGGCUGGACCAGGGUAGCAGUAGUUCUGCUUAUGAAGAAGUAAAUAUUCCUCAAAAUGGACGAACCUUAAGGGACAGGCUAAGGUCGGCGGGAAGUGAAAGGCUUCCUGGAACUGUGCUACUUGCUAGGGAAAGACUUCUCCAGAGGUUAAGAGGAGUGUCUAUUUCUGCCAAUAGGCAAAGGCUCCGUUUUCCAUCAAGCAUUCAUCAUAAUGACAAUCUGAUUGAAGAUGAUUUUAGCCUAGCUAACAGGGAUUGGGAGAAUGAGAUCUCUCAGGAAUGGUUUACUGGAGCAAUCCCGUUUAAUGACAUUCUUUCAGUUGAGAAGACUAAGAGGCCUCCAGGACUCACUCAGGAGGCUGUAGAUGAUUUGCAAGUUGAGAUAUUCAGCAAACAUAGUAAGAAUGGUGAGGAAGGGAUGUCGAAUGGACUUGAGGAAUGCAGCAUAUGUCUGGAAAGCUUCAUGGAAGGAGAUAAGCUGAUACGUUUAACUUGUGAGCAUAGGUUCCAUUGCUAUUGCUUGGAUCCAUGGUUGCGGCAAUGUGGCGACUGCCCUUAUUGUCGAAAGGCAGUUCAGAUGCGUUCUGAUGGAUGAGAAAUCAAUCUGUCCAAAUAAUUUCUCGCAUUCAUUCUGAGGGAUGAUUGGAGAGAUGGACGAGACUUGUGGCUUGUAUGGGGUGCAAGACUGUAUCCUCUGCAAUAUGUGCUCCAUUCCUACGAGAAUGCUAAUUAGUUGACUUGACUCUGGAGUAAAAUAUGUCGGGUAAUUUAUAAAUGGAGCUUGCCAUGGAAACAGAAGAGGGGUUAUUGUAUGUGAAAGUUUGUAUGGGAUUUACAUCUUGUGAGUACACUUCCAUGUCCACGUAUGUAAUCAAUUUUGCGUAGAAAUGUCUGAUUCAGUUGUAACGUUUGAUAUAGUACAAAUGUUCGUACUCAGAUGGCUGAUUACCAUAUGAAAAUUUCUUUGGUGACAAUUGAAGCCUGAAAAAUUGAUGGAGAUAACUACUGAUACAGGUCCAGUGUGAAUGUCUACAAGGAUUUGAGUGUUUGUCUGGGACAGUUAUAGCUGAAGAUUACAACAGCUGAAUUAGUCAAAAUAUAAUGAACUUGCAAAUUCUUUAAGUUACUCCUACGGCCGCUACAUCAAUGGCUGGUGAUUCAAUUUAGUCAUUUUCAGGAACUUUCUUGGUUAUUAUUCUAUUAUUCACCUGUUUGAAUGGUGUGGUUAGAACACAUUGAGACAGAGAUGUUCUGGUGCAUUUUCCCGUGGACGGUGAUGGCGGAGCGGUGACAGAUGUGGAAUGAAGGACUAGACGGAGGGGAGGAAGGAUGGCGUACUCGUGUCGGUUCCAGAUUGUUGAUAAAAGUGGAGAGAUGAACGAAUCAUCCAAAGAUAAAAAUAUCACAUGACUCGUUCCUCAACUGUGAACUGUCUCUUACCUACCUGAAAUUUAAAGAUUCUGGAUCACAUUUUUGAAUCCACGUCAUGCUCCAUGGACGACGGGUUUAUAGUCAACCAUCUUCCUGAAAUUAUUAUUAUUAUUAUUAUUUUGCGCUGUUUAGGCAUGUUUUUAUUCGUACUCUGG